Messenger RNA from Hydra vulgaris (swiftwater hydra), 1329 nucleotides. RefSeq lists its product as uncharacterized. Lineage: Eukaryota; Metazoa; Cnidaria; Hydrozoa; Anthoathecata; Hydridae. Gene Ontology annotation, molecular function: nucleic acid binding; zinc ion binding. The record is from RefSeq and is a predicted model, not a curated record.
AUGCACCAACUGCUUCAAAAGAAUGGAAACAUUGGAAACGAACAUUUGAAAAUUUCAUUGAGGAUUGUGGAGAGGAUGCUCCAGUCAAAUUUUGUUUCUUCAAAUGUUUAUGAUUACAUUGAAGAGUGUGAUUCCUAUGAAAGUGUAAUUGAAACCCUAGAAAACUUAUAUAUAAAAACCCCUAAUGAAAUUUUUGCAAGGCAUCAAUUACUUAUAAGACAUCAAACAUCGAGUGAAUCCUUAGAAGACUUUCUUCAGGAACUACGUAAACUCAGUAAAAACUGUGAUUACAAGGAUGUUUCAGCUGAACAAUAUCGAGAGGAACAAAUAAGAGAUGCUUUUAUUUCUGGAAUAAAUUCGAAUUACAUUCGUCAACGACUUCUUGAAAAUUCAACAUUGAAUUUGCAAUCAGCAUUCAACCAAGCUCGUUCUCUUGACAUUGCACAAAGAAACUCAGAUUCUUAUAUGCAGAAAACAUCCUCCUUUUCCUACAAUUUAAAUAUUGCUGCCGCUAUAAAAUUACCAGAAGAACCCUCAGCAGCACUGACUAUUGCAAUGACUAUUAAUCCUCAAACAAAAUGCAUUUAUUGUGGUAAUCAAUCUCACAACCAACGUAAUCAAACCUCUGCUAGGAAAAAUUGUCCAGCUCAAAAUCUAACCUGUUUUAAAUGUGGAAAAAAAAGUCAUUUUUCCAAAGUUUGUCUAGGCUGGCCGAUGAAUAUAACCCACAGUGUUUCAGCUGCAAUACAUAAACCAAGUUUGUGUACUGUGUCAAGUGGUUGUCCGUUGAGCCUCUCUCAUGCAGCUGUUAUUGUCAGAAUUAAUGAUGAACCGUUAACUGCACUAAUCGAUUCCUGUAGCUCAGAUAAUUUUAUAAGCAAGAAAAUUAUAGAGACUUUAAAAAUUAAAACGUUACCCAGUAAAAAGAAAAUUUUGAUGGCCCUCACAACAAUGGAGUCUGGAUUAGUGGGCUGUUGUUCGGUUAAUCUUAAAGUAAAUGGUUUAUUUUAUAAUAAUGUUCAAUUUGGUGUCUUAGAAAAUCUUUGUAGUGAUAUCAUACUUGGUUACGACUUCCAAAAACUACACAAAAAUUUAAUAUUCCCACUCGGUGAAGAAAAAGAAGACUUAAUUGUCACAAAGGAAAGUAACCUAUGUGCACUGCAAAUGGCAAAAAUAAAAAUACCAUCCUUGUUUACAAGCAUUUCAGACAAAACUCAGCCGAUAACUACAAAAUCAAGAAGAUAUAAUAAUGAUGAUCGAAACUUUAUUGAAAGUGAAAUAUUACAGUUAUUAUCGGAUGGUAUAAUUGAGCCAUGUUUAUCACCAUAG